Zychaea mexicana is the source of this 566-nucleotide messenger RNA. RefSeq lists its product as uncharacterized. Lineage: Eukaryota; Fungi; Mucoromycota; Mucoromycetes; Mucorales; Lichtheimiaceae. The record is from RefSeq and is a predicted model, not a curated record. The transcript has a single exon. Bases 199 to 492 code for a protein of 97 amino acids.
GGAGAGAGUAAGUGCGAGUGUGAAAGAGGGAGAAGAAGGGACACACAUAUAAAAAAGGUUAAUGCCUCCUUUUUCGUCAUCGUCAUUAUCAUUACCAGUGUUGUUUCUACAUACAGCCGCUACCACCGCCACAGUCUAGCUUGUACAAUGUGCUGUUCUUUUUCUCCUUUUGCCUAUGGAUAGAAUAUAACAGAGACCAUGUACACACUUUUAAGAGAAACACCUCUACUUGUUGUCAGCACUCGUGUUAACGGCUGGAAACUGCUGCUGUUGUGGUGUGUUUGUUUUAGACCAGAUUGGGGUGCUGUACUAUUAGCUAGUGUGGGUUUUUGCGAUUUGACAUUGCUUCCUUCAACUCCUGCAAGAACUUUCGUAGCGCAGCAUAUUUUUCAUGUACGUGAUGUGUCUCGUAAACUUUAUCACCUCAAGCUCUGGGAUGAUUAUUUAUACCAUUUUGCAUUUGCGUGCAACGGUGCAUAUAGGAUGGCAUGAUCCAACCGCACAAUAUACAAAACCAUGUCCCUUUAUGAUGGUACACACACACACAAUGAGGAAUAGAUCACGCA